AUGCGCCCGCGCCACCUUCCGCCCGCCCAGUCGCCAUCCGCCCUUCAUCACUCGCGCAUCUUACUCACAGGACAAACCGAGUUAUACGAGAUAUAUGGAAGGAUCUUUAUUGCAUUAAUAAUGUCAUUCAGAAAUUAUUAUGAAACUUCAUCAUACGGCAGAAACCGAGAUAUAGGUAGAAAUACGAGCACUUCUACAGAGAGAGCAGGUACUGUUACAGCAAAGUACACAACAACUCCUUCCUACAAAUCUUCAAGUAUACCCAUAGUAAAUGAUCGAUCUGCUCGAGAAGAAACUCCAAUAUCAGCAAUCGCAAAUCGGUAUGCAAGCUACAGUAAAACAGCUACCGAAAAAUCUUCUCCCAAAUAUGAAAAAAAGGAUUAUUCACUCAAGCUGUCAGUACCUACAAUUAAUACAAAUAAAAGCAGAGAUGUCAGUCCGGUUUCAGCAACAUCAAAAUAUACUCUUAGUAGAACUUCACGUCAUUCUAGUCCUGAUAGAAGACCCAUAAAAAGUUUUAAAGAAAAAAGGCACGGUAGUCCUGUUGAACGUGACAAAGACAUUCCAAAUAAGACUGAUAAGACCUCGAACUAUAGUGGUGUGUCAAAUUACAAGCUCUAUUCCCGUGCAUCCUCUUAUACAAGACCAUCACCCCGUUCGGAAGUAAAGCCAGAAGUUAAUGUAAAUCGUUAUGCAAUUGGAAAUCGUUUAUCUACAUCGAGUUAUCUGAGAAGCCCUACUCCAAUCAAACGUCCUUCUGUGUCGCCUGUUAAUGUAAUUGAUGUGAAUAAAACCGAAAAUCUUAAAGCCCCAAUGUCAAAUGUUCUGGUCGAGGAAGACAGUCAGAAGGAGGUUGUUAAAAAUGAUUGUCUAUUAAAUGGAUCUGAUAUAGUUAUAGAGCCAAAUGAAGAUAUUGAAACUAUUACAGUAAUCACACGGCAUACGUCUCCUACGCCACCAGGUUCGUCUACUUAUGUGAGAAUGAGAAGGGCGGAUAUGGCCAAAACAAUAGAAAAAAUUAUUUCACGUCCAAAGAAAAGACCCACCUUGGUAGAUAAAGAAAUGCAAUCGGAUAGGCUUGAUGAUCCAACUAGAUCGAGUCGAUUUGGCAGUACUGGUAGAACUAGUAUGACAAAUUGGACAUAUUACUCACCUAAUGUUAAUAGCUACACCGGUUACGCGGGAAGAUACUCAACGCAGUAUUCAAAUCUACGAGAAAGUAAUGCUAACUCUAAUGAUAGAAGUAGUCGAAGUAGAAGCAAGGAACCAGUAGAAAACAAAAUAUUAAGCUCGCAAACUGAACAUGAAAGAGUUAAUGACGGACAAACUUCUAAUAAUGCAACAGAAUUUGAGGAAAAGAAUAAUGAAAACAAGAAUGAGGAUACUUCUGAAAUAAUUAUAAACGUUAAUCUCACAUUGAAACAGACACGAAGUUCUUCAGCUGUGUCCUCGUCAGAGUUAAUAUCUCCAGAAAUCACAAUAACUAAUAGUCACCAAUUACCUCCCCAACCUCCUAAAUCAGAAAAUAGUAAUAAAAAUAAGAAAAAUAAGGUCCGAAAAUCUAGUACGGACUCUUCUUCGGAUUCAUCGUCUAAAAAGGUUGUUAAAAAAAGAACUAAAUCAACAAGUUCUACAAGUUCAGAUCAAGGUACCGAAAAACUUCAAAAGGCGAAAGUUUCUUAG
Messenger RNA from Danaus chrysippus (African queen), 1683 nucleotides. Lineage: Eukaryota; Metazoa; Arthropoda; Insecta; Lepidoptera; Nymphalidae. The record is from the annotation of a GenBank genome assembly.